Molecule: messenger RNA, 2398 nt
Organism: Vigna angularis (adzuki bean)
Lineage: Eukaryota; Viridiplantae; Streptophyta; Magnoliopsida; Fabales; Fabaceae
Exons: 9
Coding region: 260-2281 (673 amino acids)
Biological process (GO): protein phosphorylation
Cellular component (GO): cytoplasm
Molecular function (GO): protein serine/threonine kinase activity; ATP binding
Source: RefSeq, a predicted model, not a curated record
UUGGCCAAAUCUGAAGAAGCAACAUUACCAGCCGAAGCUAAAGCUCAAUCCCUUGAGUUAGUGGCGGAUUGUUAGAUUUGAUUCGAAUUCUCGACAAAAUUAUCGAUCCCUCAAUCUGGUGUGAACAGGUAGAAUCCCAAGAUUUGAUAAUCGAGGGCGUGGUCUAUUCUAUUUGAGUUAAAUUUCUGAUCGAAGGAUCUCAUUCUCUGGAGCAAUAAAGCGGGAAAAUUCUAGCUUCGUGUUCUGUUUUGCCUAAAAUAUGUGGAAAUUUAAGCCAUUUGGCCACAAAGAGCAGACUGGUCUUGAAGGCCGCACUGUAGAUGUUGGUAAUCUUAAAAUAAACAUUGUUAAGGCCAUUGCGGAAGGAGGGUUCUCUUGUGUCUACCUAGCUCGUGAUGCUGUACAUAUGUCAAAGCAAUAUGCCUUGAAGCACAUAAUAUGCAAUGAUGAGGAAUCACUCGGACUGGUAAAGAAGGAGAUAUCUGUGCUUAAGAUGCUGGUAGGACAUCCCAAUGUUGUCACACUUCAUGCACAUGCCAUCUUUGAUAUGGGUAGGACAAAGGAGGCAUUCCUUGUGAUGGAAUUUUGUGAGAAGUCUCUGGUCAAUGUGCUGGAGAGCCGCGGAGCUGGUUAUUUUGAUGAGACACAGGUUCUUUUGAUCUUCAGGGAUAUCUGUAAUGCAGUUUUUGCUAUGCAUUGCCUGUCCCCACCUAUUGCACACCGGGACUUGAAAGCGGAGAAUCUUUUAUUAAGUUCAGAUGGCUUAUGGAAGUUAUGUGAUUUUGGAAGCACUUCCACAAAUCACAAACGUUUUGAAAAGCCAGAAGAAAUGGGGAUUGAGGAAGACAAUAUCCGGAAGUAUACAACUCCAGCCUACAGGGCCCCUGAGAUGUGGGAUCUGUUCCUGAGAGAGGUCAUUAAUGAGAAGGUAGACAUAUGGGCUCUUGGAUGUCUUCUUUUUCGAAUAUGCUACUUCAAAAGUGCAUUUGAUGGGGAAUCAAAGCUUCAAGUCUUAAAUGGAAACUACCGUAUUCCCGAUUUACCGAAAUACAAUUCAUCUAUCACGGACUUGAUAAGAGACAUGCUCCAAGCUAGACCAGAUGACAGACCAGAUAUCACGCAGGUCUGGUUUCGUGUUAACGAGCAACUGCCCAUUAAUCUACAGAAGUCAUUACCUGACAGGCCACCUGAAUCACCCUCACCCAACAAUCAUGAAGGUAUCUCAAUGCCCUCAAACAGAUCACCUCCAAUGCCUCGUAGGAACCCGCCUCCUCCGCCUUCAUCCGGAGAACCCAAGACUACACCACAGCCAUCCCUUGCUUCUAGGGGAGGGGGCAGUGGGGGGCAGCUUGGUGCUUUCUGGUCCAGUCAGCACGCAAAGGAUCCACUUGUCACUGAGGACAAGAGCAAGCCAAUUUUUGAUGAAGAACCAUCCAGUCACCAUAUGCCACUGAAACAUGAUAGAUUUCGUCCUGAAAAUGAACAAUUAGCCAAAAAUGUUAGUACUAGCAAAGUGGUUAAUGCACAAACUCAUACUGUGAAAAGCAGUACACAUGGAAAAUUAAACAAGCCUGAUACCAAACCCUCGAAGGAUUUUGAGAUAAACUUAUUCCAAGAUAAAGAUCGAAUGGAGAAUACGGCUAACUUUCAGAACCAGGCUUUUAACUCUUUUGUUGCUGAAUUCGAUACCACUAAGCUCAACACUGGACUUAAUAACAAAUCCGAAAGGGAACAAGCAUUAGAGGCUGAAGUGGAGAAACUCAAAGAGCAGCUGAAGGAAGCUAACGUGGAAAAAGCUGAAAUAACCUCAAAGUUUGAAAAGCUUUCUGCUAUCUGCCGAUCCCAGAGGCAAGAAUUGCAGGAUCUCAAGCAAGCACUGGCAGGUCGGACUCCUUCACCAAGCAGAGAGGGUUUGAAAACCUCUCCUGCAAUUACAUCAUCUGCACCUAUGCAGGAUAGAACUGAAUGGAAAACUCCCAGUUCAGAACCUAAGUCAUGGCAAGCUUUUCCUGAGGAACCCCAACAACAGAAGUCCCUUUCAGCAGGAAAUACUACCAAAUCAGUCAGGACAAAUAAUGGCAGGCAAAACAAGCAACCUGUUCAACUGGCUACUAAUUUUGAUUCAUGGGGUUUUGGAACUGAUAGCUUCAGUGCUGUACCUACUGGCAGCUCACAGAUGCAAAGAUCUAGCAGUGCCGGAGGUAAGUCUCAGGGCUUUGAUGAGGCAAAGACCUUUGAGAGCAAACCAACUUCUCAACCAGCUGGUUGGGCUGGUUUUUAACUGUGGGAAAAGUUCUAAAGGAUCUAAACUGUGUGAUUGCACCGAGACUUUUAUUUUUUUUUUGUCUACACUGAGAAGUAAAAUGAAUGCAAACCAUUAUAUAUUCUGUAUUUUAAA